This is a messenger RNA of Durio zibethinus, 4823 nucleotides long. RefSeq names its product importin beta-like SAD2. Gene Ontology annotation, biological process: protein import into nucleus. Lineage: Eukaryota; Viridiplantae; Streptophyta; Magnoliopsida; Malvales; Malvaceae. The record is from RefSeq and is a predicted model, not a curated record. Gene Ontology annotation, molecular function: small GTPase binding. Gene Ontology annotation, cellular component: nuclear envelope; cytosol.
UUUAUGUUCUCUAGCUGUCUCCCUCCGCAAACAUCUGUCUCUCUCUCUUUUUUUCUUUAUUUUCCUUUUUAUUUUUUAUUUUUUCAAUUUUCAUCUCUUUUUCUAAACCCUAGAAUCUCAUCUCUUUGAACUGAAUUUGAGCAUCUAGGGUUUAUUUUUAAAUUUCCAAAUUUUCAUCAUCGGAUUAAACAAAAAAUAAUGGAUCUUCCAAGUCUCGCUGUUGUUCUUCAAGCUGCUCUUAGUCCCAAUCCUGCUGAACGCAAAGCUGCGGAACAAAGCCUUAAUCAGGUUUUUUUGUUUAAUUUUAAUUUUUUAUUGUUAAUAAUUUAUUAUGAUUCUUUGUUUUGGUUUCAGUUUCAGUAUACGCCUCAGCAUCUGGUAAGACUGUUACAGAUCAUCGUUGAUAAUAAUUGUGAUAUGGCGGUUCGUCAAGUUGCUUCUAUUCAUUUCAAGAACUUCAUUGCUAAGAAUUGGGCUUCUCUUGAUCCAAAUGAGCAACAGAAAAUUUCGCAAAGUGAUAAAGAUAUGGUUCGCGAUCAUAUUCUUGUAUUUGUAGCUCAAGUUCCUCCUUUGUUGAGGGUGCAAUUGGGUGAGUGUCUGAAGACCGUUAUCCAUGCUGAUUAUCCAGAGCAGUGGCCAAGGCUUCUGGACUGGGUAAAGCAUAAUCUACAAGAUCAGCAGGUUUAUGGGGCCUUGUUUGUGUUGCGGAUUCUUGCUAGAAAAUAUGAGUUCAAGUCAGAAGAGGAGAGAACUCCAGUUCACCGCAUUGUUGAGGAGACAUUUCCACAUCUUCUCAAUAUAUUCAACAGACUUGUCCAGAUUGAAAAACCAGCAUUGGGAGUGGCGGAUCUAAUCAAGCUUAUUUGUAAAAUUUUCUGGUCAUCAAUCUAUUUGGAGAUUCCAAAGCAGUUACUUGAUCCAAAUGUGUUCAAUGCUUGGAUGAUGCUUUUCUUAAAUGUUUUAGAAAGGCCUGUACCUCUGGAAGGUCAACCUGUAGAUCCUGAGCUCAGGAAAUCAUGGGGGUGGUGGAAGGUGAAAAAAUGGACAGUUCAUAUUUUAAAUCGGCUAUACACUCGGUUUGGAGAUUUAAAGCUUAGGAAUCCAGAAAACAAGGCUUUUGCCCAAAUGUUUCAGAAGAGUUAUGCGGGAAGAAUUUUGGAAUGCCACUUAAACUUAUUGGGUGUUAUUCAUGUUGGUGGCUAUCUCCCUGACAGAGUUACCAACCUUAUUCUUCAAUAUCUAAGCAGCAGCAUCUCGAAAAAUGGCAUGUAUACUUUGUUGCAGCCACAGCUUGAUGUUCUUCUUUUUGAGAUAGUCUUCCCUCUAAUGUGCUUCAAUGACAAUGAUCAAAAGCUUUGGGAAGAAGAUCCACAUGAGUAUGUAAGGAAGGGCUAUGAUAUAAUUGAAGAUUUAUAUAGUCCAAGAACUGCUUCAAUGGACUUUGUCAGUGAGUUGGUCAGGAAACGUGGAAAAGAGAAUCUUCGAAAGUUCAUUCAAUUCAUUGUGGAAAUUUUCAAGAGAUAUGAUGAAGCACCUGUAGAAUAUAAGCCUUACCGACAGAAGGAUGGCGCUCUCCUUGCUGUUGGAGCACUUUGUGAUAAACUGAAACAAACCGAGCCGUAUAAAUCUGAAUUGGAACAUAUGUUAAUGCAACAUGUUUUCCCAGAGUUCCGCAGUCCUGUUGGUCAUCUUAGAGCCAAGGCAGCUUGGGUAGCAGGACAGUAUGCCCAUAUAAAUUUUUCUGACCAGAAUAAUUUCCGGCAUGCACUGCUUAGUGUUGUUUCUGGUUUGCGUGAUCCAGAACUUCCUGUUCGUGUUGAUUCAGUUUUUGCAUUGAGAUCUUUUGUUGAAGCUUGCUCAGAUUUAAAUGAGAUUCGUCCAAUUCUUCCUCAACUACUCGAUGAGAUUUUUAAACUUAUGAAUGAGGUUGAGAAUGAGGACCUUGUUUUUACUCUGGAGACUAUAGUCGAUAAGUUUGGGGAGGAGAUGGCGCCAUAUGCUCUUGGAUUAUGUCAGAAUUUGGCAGCUGCAUUUUGGAGGUGUAUGAACACAUCAGAGGCUGAUGAUGAAGCCGAUGAUCCUGGUGCUCUGGCUGCAGUUGGCUGUUUGCGUGCCAUAAGCACAAUACUUGAAUCAGUUAGCAGGCUUCCGCAUCUUUUUGUUCAGAUUGAGCCAACUUUGCUUCCAAUCAUGAGAAGAAUGUUGACAACUGAUGGACAAGAGGUUUUUGAAGAAGUCUUGGAGAUUGUUUCGUAUGUGACCUUCUUUUCCCCGACUAUAUCCUUGGAUAUGUGGAGCCUUUGGCCUUUGAUGAUUGAAGCGUUAGCUGAUUGGGCUAUAGACUUCUUUCCAAACAUUUUGGUUCCCUUGGACAACUAUAUAUCCAGGGGAACAGCGCAUUUUCUUACUUGCAAGGAACCAGACUACCAGCAAAGUCUUUGGAAUAUGAUUUCAUCUAUUAUGGCAGAUAAAAAUUUAGAGGACAAUGAUAUUGAGGCGGCACCAAAGCUGAUAGAAGUAGUGUUUCAAAAUUGUAGAGGGCAGGUGGAUCAUUGGGUUGAGCCAUAUCUGAGAAUCACUCUUGAUCGAUUGCGUCGGACGGAGAAAUCACGGCUGAAAUGUCUUCUUGUACAAGUGAUUGCCAAUGCGGUCUAUUACAAUGCAGCUUUGACACUCGGCAUAUUGAAUAAGUUUUGUGUUACAACGGAAGUGUUCAAUCUUUGGUUCCAGUUGUUGCAACAAGUUAGAAAGAGUGGUCUACAGGCUAAUUUUAAGCGGGAACAUGAUAAGAAAGUAUGCUGCUUGGGCCUUACGUCACUACUUGCACUUCCUGGUGAACAGUUAGUUGGAGAGGCUCUUGGGCGUGUGUUCAGAGCCACCCUUGAUCUCUUAGUUGCAUAUAUGGAUCAAGUUGCAGAAGCUGCAAAGGAGGAAGAGGCUGAAGAUGAUGAUGAUGAUAUGGAUGGUUUCCAAACAGAUGAUGAUGAUGAUGAUGCUGAUGGUUAUGACAAGGAAAUGGGAGCAUCGGCAGAGGAUGGGGAUGAAGCUGAUAGCAUCAGGCUUCAAAAAUUAGCUGCCCAGGCUAAGGCUUUCCGUGCAAAUGAUGACGAUGAUGAUGACUCUGAUGAUGACUUCAGUGAUGAUGAAGAGUUUCAGUCACCAAUUGAUGAAGUAGACCCUUUUGUGUUCUUUGUUGAUACUGUCAAAGGUUUGCAAGCAUCAGAUCCUAUGAGGUUCCAGAACCUUACACAGACACUGAAUUUCCAUUAUCAAGCUCUUGCACAUGGUGUUGCUCAGCAUGCUGAACAGAGGAGAGCAGAGAUUGAAAAGGAGAAAAUGGAGAAGGCAUCUGCUGCUGCUGCUCCAUCAUGAGUUCAGUUUUGAAAUGAAUUUUUGGUUUGCCCUAUGCGUUCAUUGAUUAUUCCAUUCAUUUAGAAAUGGUUUAUUGAAACCAAGAGUUGUUUCUGGUCCAUUCAAAGCAUUUAUCAGUUCGCAUGGUUUUGAAGGUGAUUGAACCUCAAAUGGUUGAGGUUCAAGUGCAUGGAGCCUUGUGCGUAUAAGUUCUCAAUCAUAAGCAGAAUAUAGGAUUAAGGGAACUCAGAGUUUGCCUCUUUGUCACGUUAUGAUUUUGGUUAGUCUGGUGAAUCUGGCUAUUCUUUGGCAGAAGAUGCCCGUCGCAACCAAUUUGCAUUUUUCCUUGUAUUCCAUCCAUUUGCAUAUUUUCUUAUUCUUCUUCCUCAUCGUGUUCUUUUCUCUUCCCAUCUUUUCCAUCAUUUUUUGGGUCUUCACAUGUUUAGUCACUGUAUUGGUCGAAGUUCUCCCAGAUUGGUUGUUUCCAGGAGUCCGAUCUCUCUCCUGGCUGUGACCAGGGAGGGUAGUCCAUUGCAUAAUCUAUGGAUAUGUCUUGCCAUGUUAAUCAGAUGGCCAAUAUGUAGUUUUUUUUUUUUGUAUUGAUUAUUUUGGUGUAGCCUACAAAAAUUUUCCUUUCCCCUCUCCCAAGUCAGGUAUAGUGUACCAAUAUCAGGGAAUAUUUAGUAUGAUUAUUUUUUGUGUGGGUUAUGGAGAUUUUUGGUUUCAGAGGGAUCUUGGGGCGUAGCAUGGUUGCCUUUGUAAGAAAGAUAUCAUGACAAUUAUUCUUUAUAUAUAAUGUGGAUUAAUGAAAGAAAUUAUUCUUAGGAUAUUUGUCAGUAACCUUUGUUCUUCAGACCUCUCAACUCCUGUCAAAAGUAUUGUGGACUCUGCCAUUUUCCAUUGGAGAGUAAGAAUUUACUAGACAAGUCAUAUUGGUGUCUUUUAUAACAAAAAGGGAAUCUUUAUCUGUUCAUGACAACUUCAUCACUGCACUGGUUCGUUUAAGCCCGUAUCAAAGCACAAGCAUUUCCAUUAGCGACUGUAAAAUCAGAGCUGCAUAAGACCUGCAGGUUCCUGUCAAGUCAAAAAUGAAAAUUUCUUGGGAGACAAUGGAGGCAAUAUUCUCGGGCAGUUGUAAUGCAAUCCUUGAUGAUUAUAUCAUCCUUAAGGAUGGUCCUUCGGUGGCUUAGUCUGGCAUUUUUGCCUUAAAAAACACUUCACUACGGGAAUGCCUGAAUUCAGGGACCGUAGCCUCAACAUCAGGCUGGGUCAAGAGGCCUGGUUAUAGACCUUCACUUACAGCCCUAGAAGCCCAAACGUUCACUGUUGCCGGUUCUAUUGCCGGAAAUCUGUGGUUGCCCUAGACAGGGGCAACAUUUGAGUCAGGUUUGCUAGAUUAACCAGUUGCCCAGCUCAUUUACUUGUGUCAUGGGUUGAGUCCGUGUAAUUUCAGGAUUUUGGUAUAAAUUCAU